Fulvia fulva is the source of this 1272-nucleotide messenger RNA. RefSeq names its product Glycerol-3-phosphate dehydrogenase [NAD(+)]. Gene Ontology annotation, cellular component: glycerol-3-phosphate dehydrogenase (FAD) complex; nucleus; cytosol. The transcript has a single exon. Lineage: Eukaryota; Fungi; Ascomycota; Dothideomycetes; Mycosphaerellales; Mycosphaerellaceae. The record is from RefSeq and is a predicted model, not a curated record. Gene Ontology annotation, molecular function: NAD binding; glycerol-3-phosphate dehydrogenase [NAD(P)+] activity. The coding region runs from base 1 to 1272 and encodes 423 amino acids. Gene Ontology annotation, biological process: carbohydrate metabolic process; glycerol-3-phosphate catabolic process.
AUGGCGAGUCUCGCAGUACACUCGAAGAAGCACAAGGUGUGCGUGGUGGGAUCAGGCAACUGGGGCACCACAAUCGCCAAGGUGAUUGCAGAGAAUGUGAAGGAGAACAAGGACAUCUUCGACGCAGAGGUGCAGAUGUGGGUAUUCGAGGAGGAAGUGCAGAUUCCCAAGGACAGCAAACACUUCGACCCAGGCUCGGAGCUAUGCAAGAAGCCACAGAAGUUGACACAGCUCGUCAAUGGCCUACACGAGAACGUCAAGUAUCUGCCCGGAAUACAGCUCCCGGAGAACAUCAUCGCCAACCCAGACGUCGUAGACGCAGUCAAGCAUGCCACGAUCCUCAUCUUCAACCUUCCCCACCAGUUCAUCGGCCGCAUCUGCGACAAUAUCAAGGGCAAGCACCUCCCCUACGCCCGCGGAAUCAGCUGCAUCAAAGGCGUCGAAGUCUCAGACCAAGGCUGCGAUCUCUUCUCCGACAGCAUCGGCCAAAAACUCGGCAUCUACGUCGGCGCCCUCAGCGGCGCCAACAUCGCAUCCGAAAUCGCCCUCGAAAAAUGGUGCGAAACAACAGUCGCCUACGACCCUCCACACAUGGACUCCAGACAACCCACACCCGAGGGAACACCCGCUGGCUCACCCCACGGCUCAUCCGCAACCCUCCAAGACCUCAACAGCGUGGCCACCACACCCAAGGGCAAGAAGCAGAACCUCAUGGCCCUACCAGCAGAGUACCCACCCCUAAACCACGCAAACAUCAAGAAACUCUUCCAUCGCCCCUACUUCCACGUCCGCAUGGUUGACGACGUCGCUGGUGUUUCCCUCGGCGGCGCACUCAAGAACGUGGUCGCCCUCGCAGCCGGCUGGGUCGACGGUCUAGGCUGGGGCGACAAUGCAAAGGCCGCGAUCAUGCGUGUUGGAAUCCUCGAGACAAUUCAAUUCGGCGAAGCGUUCUACUCCAAGACGUUUAAGCGCGAGACGAUUACCGAAGAGUCGUGUGGUGUCGCUGACAUGAUCACAUCCUGUUCCGGCGGCAGGAACUUCCGAUGCGCGAAGAUGUCCAUCAAAGAGGGCAAAUCGAUCAACGAGAUCGAGGAGCGGGAGCUGAACGGGCAGAAAUUACAGGGAACAAGCACGGCGUACGAGGUACACAGCUUUUUGAAGGCGCAGGGCAUGGAGAAGAAGUUCCCAUUGUUCACGGCUGUGUUCGAUGUGCUGGAGGGCAACAAGAAGCCGGAGGAUAUUCCGGAGCUGAUUGAGCCGCAUAAUGAGUAA